This is a messenger RNA of Lentinula edodes (shiitake mushroom), 2927 nucleotides long. RefSeq lists its product as uncharacterized. Gene Ontology annotation, molecular function: lipid binding. Bases 144 to 2825 code for a protein of 893 amino acids. The record is from RefSeq and is a predicted model, not a curated record. The transcript is spliced from 18 exons. NCBI's taxonomy places the organism in Eukaryota, Fungi, Basidiomycota, Agaricomycetes, Agaricales, Omphalotaceae.
ACGUUGGAGAUUGAAAUGACGCAGGUCCUCCGUCAUUUUCUGUAUCUACGUCAGUUCAUCCAGCUACGCUAUUUAAGACAUCGCCGAUUAAAUCAGCUGCACAUAUUUCCCUUCUCAUAACCAUCAACAAAUCUCAAACAAUAAUGUCUUCAUUACCAUCUGCCAGAGGCGCCGUUACGGAUCCCAUCGAAAGGGAUCGCAAAGAACAGGACGUCGAGAGAAAGCUCAGGCUUUACACCACCGUCAACGCUCUGCGGGAGUCUAAACUACCAGCUAACAAACAGUUGGACGGCUGGCUGGACGUCUUGCAGCAGAAUCUCGGAUCCGAUGGCCACAGUCAAAAACUUUCGAGGCAAGGCCAAAAACUCACUACAGAUCUUCGAGAUAUUCUCGAUACCGUCCGUCUCAUGUUGAAGAACAAGAAUGGUGACGAAUUACUUCAAGACGUCAUCUGGAACACCAGGGAUAUCGAGACUCCCAACUCAAUCAAAGGCGAAGAUUUGGCCAACGAUAGUCAUGUAUUAGGUGUCAACAAGAACAAAGCCCAAGAGGAUGCCCAACAAGCUGCUCACUCUAUUCGAACACUUCUCCAUCUCCUAUUAACCAAUUCCGAGGCCAGAAAACUCGUGUCCGACUUUUCGGUUGUUGGCAGAGAUCUGCUCGCCCGUGGAUUAGGCAAGGCCAGUGAAGGCUUGCGUCCCGACGAAGACCAACUUAAAUUGGUCGAUGAAUCUCACCGAGGUGAAGGUGGUGCUUUUUCCGUGGCUUCUCCAGAACAACGCGCUCGAGAACAAGAAGAAAUUGGAGUCGAUGGAAUGGCCAAGGCCCGUGUGCCGAGUGACAUUAAAGAUUCCGCAAACGCUGUUGCUGAAGAAGCUAGUCGUACUAAAGACACUGCCCAAUCUGCGGCCAGAGAUGCACGCGGACAAGAUAUAUCUCCCUCGUCGCCCCAAGAUGGCGUCGAAGUCGUCAAAGAAGAGAGCAAGAAACGUGGACUCAUGGACCGUGUUAAGAAUGUGAAGAAUUCGAUCCCCAGCGAACAUCAAGAGAAAGCGAAAGAUCAUUUCAAUCGAGGAAAGGAAUUCAUCACGGAAGAGUAUUUCCCGAAAGAGAGGCGCGAUCAGUGGAUAUGGAGAGGAAAGAAGGUCAUUCUUGAAUGCCAAUCUCAUCCAGAGUAUCAAUCAUCGCUGCGCUGGUUGCUCUCGUAUAUCAAAGAAUAUGCGUCACACGGAAGGAGAAUCGCUAAUGAAGGAGGAAACAAAGCUACUGAAGGUGUGAAAGGCAAUGGCGAUCUGCAAGGCACUAUGUCGCAACUGAGGGCUCUUACCGAACGAUUUGCCAAUGGACGAAGCAUGGAAGAAGAUAUUUGGGAUCCAAUCAAUGCACUCAUCGAUGACGCGCAAAGAGACCAGGAAUUUAAGCAAUGGUGGAAUGAAGUCGAUGAAUGGCUCGAAAAGAUUCUGUUAACUCCAGGAUACGUUAUUGAACCAGUUUCCAGCAACAGAGGACGAGAAUUGUACGAGGCUGGGAAGAAAUUCUACGGCAGCGGGCAGUUUGAUGAUGAGGUUAUUAAUGAACCACAGGCUGGCACUACUGACUUCCAUUCUACCGCUGCAAAUUCUGGCUCUGGUUACGUUCCUUAUCAAGUCGGUGACGUCAACGCCACCGCUGCUGGCCCCACUUCUACUGCGCAACCUACUUCCACCAACCAACGCUCUGCUAAUACGCAACCAGCGACGCGCGGCAAGUACAGAGAGCAUUUCGACAACGUGUUUGAAGGCAUUGGCAAGUUUGUUGGCGGGAUUGGUGCUGAUCCUUUGAAUCGCCGGUUUGGUACCGAUAUUCAGCGUCUCACGAAGGAUUUGCUCUUCGACUCUGAAGGCAAGCUGACGUUCAAGGCCGAAUUAUGGAAUGAUGUUAGAAACACGAUUGUGCCCGGGUUGAUUCAGAGGAUUGGUCUAGUCCCUAUUCCUCGUAUCGAAUACACUGAUGAUUCGCUCGACUUGGUUUUGGAAAAUCUUACGCUUUCUGCUCAGAACUUGUUCCCCAACUUGGUUGAGGUCGAGGUUAAGAACUGGGCCCGCUUUGGUAGUGGAACUGUUACAGGGAAGAAAGAUACUUCCAAGGAAACAAAUACGAACAGACAUUCCCUGCACUUACACUUGUCCCACAUUCAAACCGACAUGCGAGAUGUUGCGUUCUACUUUAGGAAGAAAAGUGGUUUGCCCAAGUUGAAAGAUUCUGGUUUGGCCGAUGUGUUACUCGGAGGUGAUGGUUUAAGUGCAACAAUCCACCUGGAAUCUUCUUCCGACCCCACAACGCUUUACGAUAUCAAAAACAUUGCGGUUAAAGUCGAUACCCUGAAAUUCGCCAUCCGAGACUCGAAACAUGAUUUGCUGUACAAGACUUUGAAGCCACUCGCCACCGGUCUGAUUAAGAAACAGAUUCAGAAAGCUGUUGCCGAUGGCAUGCGCACCGGUUUGGAAUGGCUUGGGGAGGAGCUGAUCGCUGUCAAGGAUAGGAUGCAUGAAGCCAGGGAAGGCGCAAAUGAGGAAGAAGAAGUUGGUCGCUUCAAGGCUAUGCAGGAGGCGUUCAAGCGCCGCACGGAUGAUACCGCGUCUUCUGUUUCUCGCUCUGGCAGUUCAUCGCAGUUUAAGGUCGUUUCUAACAAGCGCAAUUCACUCCUGGCCAGUACCGGUCAUCCUUCUGGCUGGGUUAACAGGGUUGAUGAGAAGGAAAAAACUAUUCAUCAACUUCCAGCGGGCGAACGUGGCACCGGGAAUGAGGACAGUUGGAGAAGCAAAGCAUUCGAUAUUAACGCAUAAAGCAACGAAAUUCAUGAAAUGUAACGCAGUCCAAAGUUUUAUCAUCCCAACAUUUGACGACUUUCAUACCUGUGUAUGUCUUUUUGUGUAUCUUAUUGUACA